Molecule: messenger RNA, 756 nt
Organism: Cygnus atratus (black swan)
Lineage: Eukaryota; Metazoa; Chordata; Aves; Anseriformes; Anatidae
Gene: CIMAP1B
Product: outer dense fiber of sperm tails 3B
Exons: 6
Coding region: 1-756 (251 amino acids)
Cellular component (GO): cytoskeleton
Source: RefSeq, a predicted model, not a curated record
AUGUCGACCAGCGCCUGGGUGGGCACCUGGAGACCCCACCGCCCCCGCGGCCCCAUCGCCGCCCUCUACAGCAGCCCCGGGCCCAAGUACGGGCUCCCCACCAAUGUCGGGUACCGGCUGCACGACCCGUCCCGGCACCGCGCGCCCGCCUACAGCUUCGGCGCCCGCACGGCGCAGCAGCUGGACGACCGCUCCCCGGGGCCCGCGUACAUGCUGCCCCCCAGGACCACCGCCAAGGGCAAGGACGGGAUCCCAGCGUACUCCAUCUACGGCCGCCCCCGGGACCUGGAGCCCUUCCGGACGCCCGGGCCAGGCUGCUACUCACCGGAGAAGGCAGGGAAAUGGGCAUUCCCCUCCGCGCCCGUCUACUCCCUGCGCUCCCGCACCAAGGAGUUCACCAGCGACCAGACACCGGGCCCCGCCGCGUACCGCCUGCCCCCCAUGCUGGGGCCCCGCAUCGUCAGCAAGAGCUCGGCCCCCAACUACUCCAUGCCAGGACGCAGCAAUGUGGGCGCCUUCUACGAGGACCUGUGCAAGACACCAGGACCCUGCAACUACCGCGUGGUGGACGCCAAUGUCUACAAGAGCCGGGCGCCGCAGUACAGCAUGCUGGCGCGCAACCCACCCCCCGGGGACAGCACCGUCAAGCCAGGGCCCGGCGCCUACAACCCCAGCACGGGCCGGCCGCAGGGGCUGACGUUCGGGAUCCGGCACUCGGACUACCUGGCCCCACUCAUCGUGGACGUGCCCGACUAG